AUGAGCGCCGCUUCAACUGUGUCUUCGGCGCUGUCCCCGCGGAUGGGGUGGAUCGGUCUCGGAUCGAUGGGUCUCGGCAUGGCCACCAACUUGCAGAACCAUCUCAAGACGCACUUUGCUGGCAGUCUUCAGUUCCAUAACCGUACCAUGUCCCGAGGCGCUCCGCUGGAGAAGGCGGGAGGCGCUCCACAACCAAAUAUCGUCAACCUCGUCAAGAACACAGAUAUCGUGUUCAUAUCUCUCAGCGACGAUAAAGCACUCGAGGCAACACUGGACGCAAUCCUUGACAACACAGCCAGAGGUGAUCUGACCGGCAAGAUCAUUGUCGAUACUUCAACAGUCCAUCCCUUAUCAUCUGCAAAGGCAAAGGAUAGGUUGGCAGCAAAGCAAGCCCAGUUCGUUGCUGCGCCUGUGUUUGGGGCAAGCCCAAUCGCCGCGCAGGGUAAGCUGCUUUGGAUCGUGGCUGGACCUGAUGACGCCGUAGAGAAGAUCAAACCUUUCAUUGUCGGCGUUAUGGGUAGAGGCAUCAUCCGUUUAGGAGAAGAUGUGCAGAAGGCCAGCAUUAUGAAGACAGCUGGAAACUUCGUCACCGCGGGGAUGAUGGAGCUAGUCGCAGAAGCUCAAGUGUUUGCAGAGAAGUCUGGACUCGGCAGUGAGGCAAUGGAAGACCUUCUUGGGCAGCAGUUUGGACCCUUGGCACAGGGCAUGUCUAAACGCCUGACAACAGGUGCUUACCUGCCGCCUCGGGAUGAGCGGCCGUGGUCUGACUUGACCCUGGCAAUGAAGGAUGUUGGGCAUGGCCUGAGCUGUGCAGAACAGGUUGGUGUGCGUCUUGAUAUCGCCGAUAUUGCUGCCAGGCACCUGAAAGAAGCGAAGAAGAUCUCAGACACCCAAGGGCGGCCAUUUGAUUCUUCGUCAUUGUAUGGAGUGAUAAGAACGGAAGCUGGACUCGAUUUUGAGACGGAUUUGAUCAAAAAGAGAGAUGGCUCUGCCUGA
Molecule: messenger RNA, 996 nt
Organism: Colletotrichum godetiae
Lineage: Eukaryota; Fungi; Ascomycota; Sordariomycetes; Glomerellales; Glomerellaceae
Product: NAD binding domain of 6-phosphogluconate dehydrogenase-domain-containing protein
Exons: 3
Coding region: 1-996 (331 amino acids)
Molecular function (GO): NAD binding; NADP binding; oxidoreductase activity, acting on the CH-OH group of donors, NAD or NADP as acceptor
Source: RefSeq, a predicted model, not a curated record